GCAUCUGGAGCUCCAGAAAGGAAAUAUUUCAGAUAGAACUUUAUUUCAUUUCUUUGGAGCCCUCAGAUCUCAAGAUCCCAACAUCAUGACCUCCAUUUCUGCACAGAUGCUGGUAGUCCUCAAUUCACUGUUUUUGUUUCUGCCUAUUGUAGAAGCAGUAGAAGCUGGAGAUGCAACUGCUGUCUUGUUAGAUGUAGUUCUCAGCAUUACAGGCAUUUGUGCUUGCUUAGAAGUUUAUUCAAGAAAGAGAAAUGGACAGAUGUGA
Messenger RNA from Perognathus longimembris pacificus (Pacific pocket mouse), 265 nucleotides. RefSeq names its product small integral membrane protein 30-like. Bases 86 to 265 code for a protein of 59 amino acids. The record is from RefSeq and is a predicted model, not a curated record. The transcript has a single exon. Lineage: Eukaryota; Metazoa; Chordata; Mammalia; Rodentia; Heteromyidae.